This is a messenger RNA of Salmo salar (Atlantic salmon), 3531 nucleotides long. RefSeq lists its product as uncharacterized. Lineage: Eukaryota; Metazoa; Chordata; Actinopteri; Salmoniformes; Salmonidae. The record is from RefSeq and is a predicted model, not a curated record.
AGGUAUUCUGCUACUGUGUACUCUCUGUUUAGGGCCAAAUAGCAUUCCAGUGUGUUCUCUGUCUGUCAGUGUGUCUCUGUGGCUCACAGGCUCUGCCCCCUAGGAGCAGAGGGGGUGGUGAAAGUAUAAAACCUCUUGGGCUCCCUCCAGCCAGACUGUAGACCUACUAGAAACUAUAAAGACACCUGAGUGUCGCCCCACUGGCUAAACUCUCCCGUCACAAUGCUGUCACGAACGUUGAUUGUUCCUUUGAUCUUUGCUUUGGCUGGUCUUGCUCUCUCAGCCCCCAUUACUGAUGGAACAGAGGGAGAUAAUGAUGGUGCCAAAGAUGGCGGAGGCCCCACUGGCAGCCCGGUAGUUACAGCAGCAGCUGGAGACUCUGUAGGGACCACGGCUGGGACUGACUCCAGUAAAGAGCUGGCUGGAGAUGGAGAUACCAGCGUGGAAACCACAGGCACUCCUGAUGCCCCUGAUGCCCCAGAUGCAGCUGAAGCAGCAGGCAGCCAAGAUACAGCUGAUGCAGCUGAAUCAGCAGAUGUGGAUAAGUCUCCAGAAGAUAACUCCACAGAGUCUCCUGAAAGUGACUCCACAGACUCUCCUGACAGUGACUCCACAGAGUCUCCUGACAGUAACUCCACAGAGUCUCCUGACAGUAACUCCACAGAGUCUCCUGACAGUAACUCCACAGAGUCUCCUGACAGUGACUCCACAGAGUCUCCUGACAGUGACUCCACAGAUCAAGCGCUGACAGACGUGCAAGCUGACUCUGACGUGACCAGUGAUGACACGGAGGAGGCCACGGAGACAGACAAAGAUGAUGACAAGAGUGACGACAAGAGUGACUCAGAGGAUGCAGAUGGGAAGGCUACUGCAGGUGAAGAAGAAAUAUUAGAUAAUGACUCUGCAGAUGCUGCCACAGACAAAGACGAUAGUGAUGAGGAUAAGGACAUUGAACUAGAUGGUAAGGCCCCUGCAGAAGAGAAGGACAGCGCAGAAGACACAGAGACAGAGGAAGCGGAGGACAGCGACAGCAAACAAGACGACGCAGACUCUGACACUAAGGAUGACAAGCCAGACAAAGAUGACAAGAAAGACAGCACAGAUGACAGCAAAGACAGCGACAGCUCAGAUGACCACAAAGACAGCAGCGAAGAAGAGGCCCGGGUUCCAGAGGAGGAACCAGAGCACCAGGAAAUAGAAGAAAAGGACAGCGAGAGCCAACAGGACACCUCAGAAGAAAACGACAAGCCAGACAAAGAAGAUGAGAAAGACAGCGACAGCUCAGACGAGAGCAAAGACAGCAGCGAAGCGGAUGUCCAGUUCUCGGAGGAGGAACCAAAGCAGCAGGAAACGGACAUGAAGGAGAGAGGUGACGUGGGGGAACAGCAGGCCAGCCCUGAAGACAACAUCGAGGAGGGAAGCCCUAUAGGGAGCCAAGACUUUGAGCCUCUACAGGAUUCGGAGGAGGAGGCGGAGCUGGAGUCAAAGGAGGAGGGGAAGCUGGAGGAGGCGGAGAAGGAGGAGGAGGAGCUGGAUGCGGAGAUGAACCUAGACACAACAGAGUCCGACAGUAAGGAGGACAGUAAGGAUGACAGUAAGAAUGAGAUUAAGGAUGAGAGUGAGGAUAAGACUGAGGCUGACGCAGACUCCAACAGCAAGGAGGACAUUGGGACCAGCGAUGCCCCUAAACCACAAGAGGAUGACAGUGAAGAGGACACUGAAGUCCAGCCAGAGGACACUGAUGAUAGCAUGAUGAAAGAGCCCAAAGAUUCUGAUGCUGACAAAGAUGAUAUGGAUAAGGAUGCCUCUGACUCAGAGGAUGACAAAUCUGAAUCUGAUGCAGAGCCAGGCGCAGAUUCACACAAAGAUGAGGAUGAGACCGACGAGGAUUCCGAUGAUGUGUCAGAGUCCAUGGCGAAAGAUGACGAUAUGGAUGAUGAUGAUGAUGACAUGGAUGGGGCAGAAACAAUGGCUCCAGAUUCAGAAGGCGCUGAUGCACCGGCAGCCCUGUCUUAGCCCUGUGGGUUGAGCCCACAGGACGCUGUGAAUGGAAUCAGACAGUUUGAUAGUCCCAUCAUGGUGAAUCCCACAUAAACCAACAAGUCCUCCCGCAGUCAUGACAACAAACGGCGUAAAAAAACUUACGUUCCUUAACCCUCUCUUGCCACUCAAAAUGGUGAAGGUGUCUACGGGGAUACAAUUAAAUUAUUCUACUGUUUUGGUGUAUAUUACAUUUUUACCCACUUUUUGACUGCAUUGUUGUUUUUUGGCAUCUCAAGGGUAGUUUAAUAUUUGAUCAUGGAGAAUAUAUAUUUUUUCAACUUUGUUUUUGUUAAAGACAGUUUAUUUAAGUUGUGACAUCAUCAUUAUACAAGUUACACCCCUGUCUUAUCAACUAGCGUGUUGAUAAAAUGGUCACCAUGUUCCCUUACAAUGCCCUUGAAAAAAACAGAAGUCUGUUUUUUUUAAAGAUAGCACUCAGUCAUUGUAGGUUUGCUAGGUUUCUGCAGGUUGUGGGUUACUACAGUUUUCCUCUCGCUUUCAUAUGAUGCAUUGCUGUCUCAGUCCUUGACAGAAAGCUCAAUUGACACUUUUUCCUUAACCGAUAACGGCUGCUACAUUUGAAAAAUAACUCUACUGGCUCAGUUCAACAUUCAUUUUAAAGUUAUGAGUAACUUAUAUAUACAAAAUGAAGUGUACAUACAAUGUCUUAGAUUAGGUAUAAUCUACAUUGGUUGGACAAAUGGAAAAAUAACAAUUGCAUAGACAUAAUGAUAAUUUAAUUUCAUAACUGUAUGCACACAGGGGGAAAGUCUAAUAAAGAUUGAGUUGUCAGAUAAUUUUGGGGGGGCAAGUUUGUUGGGAUAAAAAGCAGUAUGUGUGUGUUUUUGUGAAUGUGUAAAGGAUGUGCUGAUGAAACGACAAGAAAAUAAGAAGCCUACUCACCGACUACCAAGACAUUACAAUAAUAUCAACUAUAAAUAAUAUGAUAAUAUAAUGAACAAACAAAAUAUCAUGUCAUAAAAAUAAUCAAUGGAGUUACUAGAAUGUGAUACAUUGACAAUUGAAAUACAGACACACAUGUCAAGUUGAAUAGUAGCGUACUAAGUCGUACAUCCAGGGUCUGGGAUAAUAUAUCACAUUAGUAACCAACACAGCAGAUAACCUCAUCAGACAUUGUAACACUACAACACUAAAUAACACAGUAAUAAAAGGGAUUAUGUCAAUGAUGACAUGAAGAAGAGGUGUGAAGUGCACUGGCCUGGUAGCAAUCACUGUAUAGCUAGCUACAGGUAAGUCAGGGCCAGGGGCCACACAUUUCUCCUAAACGGUAUCUUGAGAUACCACAUUCCAUCAAUUGUUUUUCAUGUCUUCCAGUAUGUGCUGUUCAACACUCCUAUUUCUGACAAACCUUUCAUUGUGGAUGGAUGAGUAUUUCCCGGUAAUGAUAUUCCCUUGGCCUUCUUUUCUUUCAAUCCAACAGUGUCACUGUGGCUUUUGUCUUAUAAUAAAGCAUCAUGGCAUUGCUUA